UCUUCGACUUCGAGACAUUAUCCCUCCAUUCCUGACUCCUUUCUUGUUCACUUCGAGAGACUUCGGCUCCUUCUUUUUAAGCAGAAGCUGGUUAACUUUACUCAGCUUUCCAACAUGGUUGAUUAUAGCAAGUGGAAGAAUAUUGAAGUUAGUGACGACGAAGACGACACUCAUCCAAAUAUUGACACACCAUCUCUAUUCCGAUGGAGACAUCAGGCUCGAGUAGAAAGGACUGAGAAAGAGAUAGAAGAGAAGCAACAGUUUCUUGCAAAGCAGAAAGAGAACAGAACCAAGCUGAGAGAAGCCCAAGACAAGAUGAAGAAAGCGAAAGGUAACCAGGAAGAGAUGUCUGCUCUCAAAAAACAAAUUGAUUCAUUAAAAAAAGAAGAAGAAAAACUCAGAAAACAAGAGGAGGAAUUAGCAAAGAAAGAGAGAUUGACACCAUGGAAUGUGGACACAUUGUCAAAAGAUGGAUUUUCUCAUUCAUACAUCAAUAAGUCCCAACCGAAAAAAGAAUUAACAGAUGAAGAGAAACAUGAACAAUUGCAGAGUUUUGUGGAGCGACAUGAAAAGGAUAUGAAGCAUUAUGGCAUGCUAAAUGACUACGAAGACAGCAAUGAUUACCUUCGUGAUAAUCCUCACUUGGUUUGUGAAGAAACAGCCAGUUUUUUGACACUUUGGUGUGUUACACUUGAAGUUGAAGAAAAGACAGCUUUAAUGUGCCGUGUAGCUCACCAAACCAUUGUAAUGCAGUAUAUACUUCAAUUAGCAAAACAAUUAGAACGAGACCCUCGUUCAUGUGUUCCUGGAUUCUUUCAGAGAAUGAAAACAGCAGAAAAGCAAUACACAGACGCCUUUCGAGACGAGCUUCAAUCUUUCAUAGAACGUGUUAAAGCUCGUGCCAAAAUUCGUAUUGAAGAGGCGGUUAAAAAAGUUGAAGAGGAAGAAAGGCAGAAACGUUUAGGUCCUGGUGGUCUUGAUCCAGUUGAAGUGAUGGAUUCUCUUCCUCCUGAACUCAGGAGUUGUUUUGAAGAACGCAAUAUCCCAAAAUUACAGGACGUUAUUUCUAAAUUGCCAAAGGAAGAGGCUGCGUAUCACAUGAAGCGUUGCGUUGAUUCUGGUUUGUGGGUAGCUGAUGCAAAGUCGGCUGGACUGACUCCUGCAAGUGAAGAACUAAAGAAACACAAUAUAGAGGUUGAUGAUGAAUCAAGUGAUGAACAUUAUGAAGAUAUCAAUAAUGAAGACAAGGAUGAGCUAGGACUGGAUUGAUAGUGGUGUUCGUUGUUAUUAAUCAAUGGUGUGUGUGCUGUUUAUUAUUAUUAUUAUUAUUAAAUACUUGAUACCACAAUAAAAUAAUCAAUACACAAGUUAACUAUGAUACAC
Messenger RNA from Amphimedon queenslandica, 1383 nucleotides. Its product is annotated as hsp90 co-chaperone Cdc37-like. Gene Ontology annotation, cellular component: cytoplasm. The record is from RefSeq and is a predicted model, not a curated record. Gene Ontology annotation, molecular function: protein kinase binding; heat shock protein binding; protein-folding chaperone binding. The transcript has a single exon. Gene Ontology annotation, biological process: protein folding; protein stabilization. NCBI's taxonomy places the organism in Eukaryota, Metazoa, Porifera, Demospongiae, Haplosclerida, Niphatidae. Bases 115 to 1269 code for a protein of 384 amino acids.